ACAUUUAAGGCCGACGCGGUCGACGGGUAGCUUGGCGGGACAGUUCGACAGCUCAGCUUUCGUCUGUCCACUAGUAGAAUUGACUAGAGAUGCUCACAGCAUCCUUCUGAACACAUCAGGCUAAAUUACUCACGAUUCGCAACAAACACAAGAUAAAUUGACGAUGCAACGAGUGGAUCCCCGCAGUGAAGAGGGAGACGGGGCGGGACAGAAGACUGGGGCUGGCACGACGACAACGGCAACGAACAAUGCGGUACCAUUCACGGGAGAUCCACAAGACUCCUUCAAUAGCAGCAAUGGCUAUCAUGGUAGCCUUUUCGAAACACCGCAGUCGCUCCUCGCCUCUCCACAGUAUGACAUGUUCUCAUCGCCGUUUCGAUCAUCCCAACGUUGCUCGAUCUGUCAGAAAGACAUCCAAGGGCAGCAUCGACAAUUCUCUUGCUCACACAAAAUUUGUGGACAAUGCUGUUCCCUAACAGAUAGCCGCAAGUGCCUGAUUUGCUUUGCAAAUGCAGGCGCUUCACCAUUUCCACCUUAUAUGUUCCUAUCUCCACCACAUGCCGAUCACUCAAAUGAGCUGUUGGAGAAUGCGCUCUCAAUGCACAAAGCCUCGAUCGGCUCCUAUCAGAACGGCUUAACAGAUGCUAUUCAGAACAUGAGCCUUGGCCUCGGCGAACUCUCCGCCCCGCUAGAAACAUUUAAUCUUUGGGACAAUCGCUCUAAACUCUCAACACCAACGCGAGGCGGCUCCACAUCGAAGGGUAUCGUACUACCAGAGACUCCUCUUCGACCGGACGAUGACCAUCCGCCUGUAUUUUCGCCUAACCCACCACUUGUAAACCCAUCUGCUGUGACUUCACCUCUUCCUACAAGCAAUGCGCUCAAUGUCACGACACCACAACGUCCAUUGAUGCCAACAUGUGCAACAUGUGGCGUAAAUGCGAGAGCUGAAGCCUUCUGUGCAAACUGUCGAGAGCUACUUUGCGCAGUUUGCGUUGUAGCCCAUCAAAGAGUUCGCGUCACACGCGACCAUGUUGUCAUCUCGCUCCAGCAGUUACUUUGUCAUAUGACUGCCAACGCUUUUGCUGCUGGAGACGACGGGGUCAUCGGAGAAUCGUCGGAUUCAUCUCCGAGAGCAUCGUCUGUUUGUUCGACACAUGAUGCGAAAGUAUUCUGCGUCUGCGAAACUUGUGGAAGAGUGUCCCUUUGUGCGCAUUGCAUCUCUCUACACGCCACACAUCAUAUAUCACCUCUAGGUGACGCACGUGCUUGCAUAAAUUCACUUUUGGCGGAGUCUCGGCGUAAUGAGCGUAGCAUUGAGGAGGCAAUCGAGAGCGUGCGCGCAAUGUCUGAACGGGUUGAUGCAAGCGUGCAGGCUGCUGCAUCCGAACUCAGAUCCCUCAUGCACCUGCAUAUGAGUGCAUUGGAGGAGAGGAAACGAGAAUUACUCCAAAGAGUUGACACUAUCAGACAGACGAAGACGAAGAAUCUGAAAGCUCAAGCAGAAAAUCUGGCCCACGCAAAGACGAGAUUUGCGCAGACAAUCAAAUCUGUUGAGGCAGCUGCAGCUGAUGAAGACGCUGGUCACCUUGUUCCAGCUUUUCAGGAGUUGCUCCAGUUGUACACUCAGCCGAUUCACCUAAUUCCACAUGAAAAUGAUGUCGUAAAGUUUACUGUGCCAGAUAAUCAGCUGCUGCAACAGAUUCGCUCAUUGGGUGAAUUGGAAAGUGGACCUUGUGCACGUCUUUGUCAUCUUGUUGGAGAAGGUUACAAGAGGCCCAUACGUGAACGCCAGUGCAUCAUCUAUGUGCAGCUGCGAGAUGCUUGUGGAGAAGUUGUGCCAACCGACCGUGCUGAUGGUGGUGUACGGGAUGUUACCGCUACCAUUGUCGCUCCUGAUGGACGCAGUCUUGAAGUACAUAUAGGCCGUAGUGAGAGUGAACCUGGCGUUGUCGGAAUCGCAUAUUUUCCAGUACUGGAUGGACAGCACCAGCUAGAUAUUCGCGUCCGCGGUGUGUCCAUAAGUGGCUGCCCAGUGGCUGUGGAAGUACGUCACGGUCGAAACUAUGCAGAAAUUGCAGCACAGGGAGAGCUGUUCUCGUUCGGAAAAGAAGGGUCUGCCGAUGGCGAGCUUUGUCGUCCUUGGGGAAUCUGUGUUGACCUACGUGGUCGCGUUUUAGUAGCUGACAGAAGCAACAAUCGCAUCCAGAUAUUCGAUCGUGAUGGUGGUUUUCUUGCAAAAUUCGGAUGCGGUGGAACCCGUCCUGGACAGUUUGAUCGCCCUGCUGGAAUCACCGUCAAUACAAGGAAUAACAUAAUCGUGGCGGAUAAGGACAAUCACAGGAUACAAGUUUUCGAUGAAAAUGGGAACUUUUUAUUGAAAUUUGGUGAAAGAGGCAGACCAAUUGGAAUGUUCAAUUAUCCAUGGGGAGUGGCAACAAAUAGUCAGAACCAUAUAGCAGUAUCAGAUACGAGAAAUCAUCGCGUACAAAUUUUCAACGAAAAUGGCCAGUUUAUUCGAAAAUGUGGAUUCGAUACCGCCUUUUUCUACAAGCAUCUUGAUUCGCCGCGAGGCGUUUGCUACUUAUCUGAUGGUCAACUGCUCAUCACUGACUUCAACAAUCAUCGCCUGGCGGUGCUUUCCUCACGUGAUACUCCUGAGAUGAAGGUGUACGGUAGUGAGGGUAGUGUUGAAGGAAUGUUCUGUCGUCCUCAGGGAGUAAAGGUUGAUCCGGAAGGUCAUAUACUCAUCUGUGAUUCGCGAAAUAAUCGUAUACAGGUAUUUUCUGGGGACGACAUGCGAUGCAUCGCAGUAUUUGGUCAGUCAUCGUCCUCUGGAUUUGAAAUGCCGGCAGAAUUGCCAGCACCGUUCCGUUCGCUCCCAGUGCUCAGCGCCGCGGUUUUGUACAUUAGAUUGCGAGGCCUCGCCCCCAUUUCCGUCGAGUCUAACUAG
Messenger RNA from Cylicocyclus nassatus, 2953 nucleotides. The record is from the annotation of a GenBank genome assembly. Lineage: Eukaryota; Metazoa; Nematoda; Chromadorea; Rhabditida; Strongylidae.